AUGUUAUUGUCAAAUCUUGUUAUUCCCUUAUUGGCUACCAGUGCUACUGUGUCAGCUAAUUUUGAUGUCACUUCCUCAUUAACCAAAUAUGCCUCAUUUGAUUUUGGACUUGGUGACAUUUCAAUUCAAGAGGGUGCUUCCUUUUCGUUAGUCAACACUUUUGAUUGUGCCUUUCAAGGUGACAUUAGCAUUGAAAAAGAUUGUGAGUUCGUUAUUGCUUCUACCGCUAAAGCCUUAAAACUUACCUUUAACAAUAUCUUCCAUAAAAUUGAAAACAAAGGUAAAUGGAUUGUCCACACUUUGGAAGCUGCCGCUGCUAGUACAUGUAAUAUUAUUGUCCAAUCUUUUGUCAACACUGGUGAAAUUAUUUUGGCUUUCAAAGGUCACGUUUUGGCUCCAAUCAUUAACAUUGCCGCUAACCAUUGGGUCAAUCAUGGUUGUUUACAUAUUUUCCAAGAAAUUAAAUCAAUUUCUGUUGCGAUUUUGGGUGUUGUUGGCGGUGAAAUUGAAAACCAUGGUACUAUCUGUUUAACUAACCAACUUUGUAAACAAGUUACAAAGAUUAGUGGAGGUGGAUGUAUUGCUUUAGAAAAAUCUUCCUCAUUCUAUAUUUCCAACUCAUUCUUAUCAAUUGAUGCUCAACAUACUUUCUACUUAGGUGCAGGCAACCCAACCAUUCAAGCUCAAGCAGUAUCACUGCCACAAACAUUCAAGGUUGCCAAUUUUGGUGCUAAUGGUGCUCAUAAAAUUGGUUUGAAUUUACCUUUGUUGUCUAUUUCUAUUGCUGGUAAGAAAGGCUGGUCCUAUGACACAAAAACUGGUAUUUUAACAUUGACUGCUAAUGGAUUCAUUUCUCAAAAGUUUGACAUUGGUCUUGGUUACGAUGUUUCUAAAUUCGAAGUUUGUACCGAUGAUUCAGUCGGUAUUGUUUCCGUUAUCAAUGGUUCUAUCAAAUACAACGGUCCAUGCCCACAUGCUGGAAGACCAUCAGUCUGUCAAGUUUGCCCAGGUGUCCCAACCCCUCCAGUUAUUACAUCAAGUGCCACUGCUAUUACCAGUACCCAAUCAAAAACUGCUAGUUCAUCUACUUCAAAAGUUGCUACUACUAGCACUGCUAGUUCAUCUACUUCAAAAGUUGCUACUACUAGCACUGCUAGCAAACCUAAACCAACCACCCUUUCUACUAGCUCUAUUGCUUCUACCAAGACUACAGCUUCCUCAAAAACCAACUCCGUUGCUUCUACAACCACACCAGAAGGAUCUUACUCCACCUCAUUUGUAACUGCUACUGCCGAGACCACCAAAGUUGUCACUAUCACUUCUUGUUCCAAUAAUGCUUGUCACCCAACUACUGCUCCUACUGGUAUUACUGUCGUCACACUUACCACCUCCGACAUCAAAACUGUUGUCACUACUUACUGUCCAUUGACCCAAACUGUUACUUUGGGUGUUACCGGUAGCAAGACUGUUGAUUUGGGUUGUCCAACUGGAUACUUUGGUUACAAUGGUUACAUUGGUAAAGGUAUCAGUUUUGGUCAUGAUGGUGUUGCUGCUAGUGCCAGUGCUGGUUUCCAAAUUGGUUUUGAUAUCUUCAAUGACCAUUAG
Molecule: messenger RNA, 1605 nt
Organism: Candida dubliniensis CD36
Lineage: Eukaryota; Fungi; Ascomycota; Pichiomycetes; Serinales; Debaryomycetaceae
Gene: IFF11
Product: Iff11p
Exons: 1
Coding region: 1-1605 (534 amino acids)
Source: RefSeq, a predicted model, not a curated record